This is a messenger RNA of Penaeus indicus, 372 nucleotides long. Its product is annotated as acanthoscurrin-2-like. The transcript is spliced from 3 exons. Lineage: Eukaryota; Metazoa; Arthropoda; Malacostraca; Decapoda; Penaeidae. Bases 1 to 372 code for a protein of 123 amino acids. The record is from RefSeq and is a predicted model, not a curated record.
AUGAGAGGAAUUCCUGUGACUGCCCUAGCGCUGUGCGUGUUGGCCUUGCAAGUAGAUGCGGAGCCUAAGCCGUGUGAGCUCUUCAAACUUCUUGGGAACUUAUUCUCAGGAGGAGCGCAAAGUGGAACAGGAGGAGGAGGAGGGGCCCUUCCCCCGGCGGGAGGUGGACUAGGGGGAGGACCAGCAGGUGGAAUAAAACCAGGAGGAUCAAGUGGACUAGGUGGAGCAGGAGGUAGACCAGGAGGUGGACUAGGUGGAGCAGGAGGUGGACUAGGUGGAGCUGGAGGUAGACCAGGAGGAUCAAGUGGACUAGGUGGAGCAGGAGGUGGACUAGGUGGAGCUGGAGGUAGACCAGGAGGUGGAAUGGGUUAA